Molecule: messenger RNA, 2562 nt
Organism: Phialemonium atrogriseum
Lineage: Eukaryota; Fungi; Ascomycota; Sordariomycetes; Cephalothecales; Cephalothecaceae
Product: ankyrin-1
Exons: 3
Coding region: 1-2229 (742 amino acids)
Molecular function (GO): protein binding
Source: RefSeq, a predicted model, not a curated record
AUGUGUGAUCCCCUAUCUAUAGCCACCGGGACCGCAUCGCUGCUGGCGGCUUCUCUCAAACUCUCACACGGCUUAAUCGUCCUGCGAUCCAGGUUCCAGAAGGUGCCCGAGACCGUAUCGGGGCUCUGUAAUGAACUGCAAUUAACCUCCAUCGGGCUCGAUGCCCUCACGAGCGCUUCCAGCAACGACCAAGCCAGACGGAACCUUCUUCAGUGUGUGGAAGCGACCACAGUUAGCAUGGCAAAGUCGUUCUCUGUCCUCGACACAGAAAUAGCAAAGUUGAACAAGGACGAUCCUGCCGAAUCACAAUCAGUCGCUUGGCGAUUGCGGUUCAUGUGGGUUGAAUCGGACCUGAACGGCCUCAUGGUUCAAGUGCGGGAUCAGAGAUCGUCACUCAGUUUCCUCAUGCAGGUAGUGCAAACAGCUAAGAUUCAUGAGAUCCAUCGACAGUUUCAGGGGGCCUCUCCCGGGCUGGCUGCGCUGCGUCGAACUGCGACGAUAGCGAAGGGCUCGAGCCGGCCUAUUAUUCGACCGGAUCCAAAGCCAAGUGCCGAGUCAUGUACGCCAGAACUCCAAAAGAUCUUGAAGCAGGACACCAAGUUUCCGGACUUCGAGGAUAUCAACCAGCCGGGGUCGGCCUCUAAGCCAUCUACGCCAAAUACCACGGGCAUGGGAGGAGAACAGAAGGCCAAACCCCCUCAUAAUGGCCAACCUCCAACCCCAGUACCGUCCCCAUCCUUUCCUGCCGUGCCAUACGCCCCCAGUGCCAAGGUCGAACCUACACUAGUGCAUCACGAACUACACUAUGCAGUGACUAACAACGAUAUCGGAAGGGUCCCUAGCCUCCUGGAUGGCGGUCAAAUUCCUCUAGGCCUGCCAUCGAAUCCGUACGGUACUUUACCAAACGCCAGUAAGACCUCCCUCUCUCUAGCGGCGUACCUGGGCCGGGACGAAAUCCUCCUCAUCUUCCUUCAAAGAGGCUUUGGCUGGGCAGUCAACGAGUGUAUCGGCAAGGACCUACCUCCAUUACUAGCCGCUGCGUAUGCCGGGCGAGAAAGCUCGGCGAGGAUACUCCUCUCCAAGGGGGGCGCGAACCCGAGGCUGCGGGGAUAUGGCAACAAUACAAGUUUGUUCUGGGCCUCGGCCCGAGGCCAUGAAAACAUGGUCAAUCUGCUCCUCCAGAGCGGAGCAGCGGACGACAUCAACUUUGCCAACGACAAGGGCCUCACACCCCUGAUGGUGGCUGCCCAGCACGGACAUCACGGCGUGGUGGAAGCUCUCCUUGCUCGAGGCGCCGACGUCCACGCCGUCAACAGCAAGCAGCAGUCGGCCAUCCACCUGGCCAGCCACUCCGGCCACCUCGACAUCGUCAGCAGUCUCCUGUCGCACGGCGCGGCCCUCAACUCGGCGACGGCCAACGGCAAGACGCCGCUGAUCUUCGCGGCGGCGGCCGGCUUUGCCGACGUGGCCGACCUGCUGGCCUCGUCGGGCGCUCUCAUCAACCUAGCGGACUCGGCCGGGUGCACGGCGCUGUACCACACGGCUCGGGGGGGCUACUCGGGGGCGGCCGAGGUCCUCCUGGACCGGUACGCGGCGACCGAGGCGACGACGCGGGCGGGCGACCGGGCGCUGCACGCGGCGUGCGAGUGCGGGCACGCGCGCGUCGUCGGGCUGCUGCUGGCGCACGGGGCGCGGUUGGACGCGGUGCGGGCAUCCGACGGCCUGUCGGCCCUCGACGUGGCGGCCUGGCACCGGCGGCGCAACGUGCUGGGGCCGCUGAUCCUGUUCCGCGCCAAGCAGAACCCCGUCGAGUUCUCAACCCGGGACGCCCUGUACGCGGCGGCCAAGUGGGGGCUCGGCGAGGUGGUGGAUGCGCUCGUAGAGGCCGGAGCGGACGUCGAUGAGGUGGAGGUGGAAGAGGACGGGGCCAGAGCGGGGUCCGCGGCAGGCGGUCAGAGCCUGCUGGCCCGGGCUAGUCGGGAGGGCAACGUGGAUGCUGCGAGGCUGCUGAUAGAGAAGGGAGCUGAUGUCAACCGUGUGGAUUGCUACGGCGCAUCGCCGCUGCACCGGGUCGCCAUGGCGGCGAACGUGCAGCUGGCGAGGUUGCUGGUCGAGGCGGGAGCGAAGCUGGAUUGUGUCGACAAGAGCGGGCGCACGGCGGCGCAAGUGGCUGACAUGUUUGGGAGCCAGGAGAUGAGGGACUUCUUUAGGAGUUGCUCUCCGGCAUAAUUAAAGGGGGACUCCGAUCUUUCGUUAUAUCCCGAUAUAAGCCGCUCCGAUCCCGGGAUCUAGUGUGGGGGUUUCACCAAGUUGCAUAUCCGUUGACCAACCGCGAGCUUGGCUGCAUAUCAAUUUGAUGGACCCGAACACACACAAGAAGCAGCAUCGGAUGAGGUCCAGCCAGCAAUAGGGGGCUAAGCGCAUCAUCCUAUCGUCACCGCUUUCCAAUCCGCCCGCGCUGGUACGUCGACAAGCGAAAGACUAACGAGAUUGGAGCGGGGAGAGCUAUAAAUUCGACCCCCCCCUCCCCGUUGGCAUCCUCUGUCUCUCCUUUCCUCUCGU